Molecule: messenger RNA, 1275 nt
Organism: Penicillium digitatum Pd1
Lineage: Eukaryota; Fungi; Ascomycota; Eurotiomycetes; Eurotiales; Aspergillaceae
Product: MCT family MFS transporter
Biological process (GO): transmembrane transport
Cellular component (GO): membrane
Molecular function (GO): transmembrane transporter activity
Source: RefSeq, a predicted model, not a curated record
AUGGAAGAUACUAGUCUGGAGAAGGGCCUCCAGCAGCCUCCAGCAGAGGCCCCCAAAGCCGCACCACCAAGUGUUCCAGAAGGCGGCCUCCAGGCAUGGCUGACAGUCUUGGGCGCAUCGGUUGCUCUUUUUGUCUCAUUCGGCUGGGUCAACUGCAUUGCACUCUUCCAGGCUGAGUACGAAACGAACCAGUUGAAGAACUACUCGAGCUCGGAUGUAUCCUGGAUCACGUCCAUGGAAUUUUUCUUCAUGCUUUUCACUUCCCCCGUGGCGGGCACCCUGUUCGACGGCUACGGCCCUCGCGUGCCUAUUGCAAUUGGAUCAGUCUUGCAUGUCUUUGGGUUGAUGAUGGCCAGUCUCUCCCAUAAGUAUUAUCAGUUCAUGCUGAGCCAGUCUGUGGUAUCUGGGAUUGGUUGUUCGUUGAUCUUCACCCCGGCCAUGAGUGCACCCCAAACCUGGUUUCGCCAGAAGCGGGGAAUUGUUGGGGGCUUGACAGUGGCAGGAUCGUCAUUGGGCGGCGUCAUUUUUCCGCUCAUGGUGCAGCAUCUGCUGCCACAGGUGGGCUUUGGCUGGACGAUGCGGAUCUGCGCCUUUAUGAUCCUGGGUCUGCUGGUGAUCGCCAAUCUCACGAUCUCGUCCAAUUUUUCACACGCACCACGUCCAUUCUCUGUGGUACGCUAUCUCGGACCGUUGCGGGAGCUCAACUUCGGCAUCCUGUGCACGGCUAGUUUUUUCAUGUACUGGGGACUGUUCAUUCCAUUUGAUUAUAUCGUCGUCGAAGCCAUCCACUACGGCAUGUCCUCGCACCUGGCGUGGUCGUUAGUUCCAAUUCUCAAUGGCGCCAGUUUCUUUGGUCGUACCGUGCCCAACUAUGUCGCAGACAGGAUCGGUCGCUUUAAUGUAAUGCUCGUUAUGACUACGCUGUCAGCUAUCCUGGUGUUGGCAUUGUGGAUUCCUGCCCGAGGCAAUGGCGCGCUCAUCACCUUUGCAACCUUGUUUGGUAUCACUUCGGGUGCGAUCAUCGGCCUCGGACCCAUCUUGAUUGUCUCCAUCUCCCCAAUGAACGAGUUGGGAUUUCGAAUGGGUACUGUCUUGGCCUUCGCUGCCGUGGGAACCUUGACCAGUCCGCCUAUUGGGGGCGCGAUUGCCGCCGACUCUGGAGGCAGCUACACCUAUACGUGUGUAUUUUCCGGCGUGAGCUUGAUUCUGGGUACCAUCGGCCUUGCUGCCUUACGCGUACGUCUUUCUGGAUGGGGGAUUGCUGCGAAGAUUUAA